AUGCCGGACCAAAUAUUCCAGCCGAUCGACGUUGCCGCGUUGGAAAAGUAUGUGUGCCAAAAUAUGCCGCACAUCCGCGGCCCGAUUUGGGUAACUCAGUUGGGAUUUGAUCAGUCUAGUCCCACGUACUUUGUUAAAGAUCGCGUCGGAAAUAAACUCGUCAUGCGCAAAUACCCGCGCACUGCAUCCGGGUCAAAGGAUACGCAGAGAUGCGAGCGAGAAUAUCGCGUUCUUUGUGCCUUGGACUCGAUUGAGAUCCCUGUGCCUCAACCUCAUAUUCUGUGUGAAGAUCCACGUGUCCUUGGAACGCCAUUCCUCGUCAUGGAAUCGUUGGAUGGUCGGAUCUUUGAAGAUCCGACUUUGCCGGGUGUUUCACCCCAAGAGAGGCAUCUUAUGUGGCGUGAAAUAAUAACAGCACUAGCGAAAAUCCACGCCGUCGACAUCGACGCCAUGGACCUGAGCGAUUUAGGACCCCGAGAUAGCUUCUACAGCCGUCAGACUCAAAUCCUGAAAGAUACCGAGCACUUCCAACGCUCAGUCGUGGACACUAACACAAAGAACCCGGUCGGCAAAGUUCCCGGGAUAGAGGAAAUGCUCCACUUCCUUUCGGACAGGGAUUACCAGCCGCGAGACCGCGCAUGCCUUAUCCACGGCGACUUUAAAAUCAGCAACAUAGUCUUCCACGAGACAGAGCCCAGAAUUAUCGGAAUCCUCAACUGGAAAAACGCCACAAUCGGCCAUCCACUGUCUGAUAUUGCGAACCUUUUACAGCCGUGGACAAUUGUCCAGAUGUCUUCCAGUGCAGCUGAUCAGCUGUCCCUUCCAUUGCGUUCUGCAGCUAGUACUGUGGGUCUGCCGUCGAUCUCUGAGUGUCUUGGCUGGUAUGACAGCAUGGUGGGGUGGAACCCGCAGAAAGAGAUGAUGUGGGCAGAUGCCUUUGCGCUGUUUCGGAUGAGCGUGGCGCGACAAGGUAUCAAUGCAUGCUCUGCUGCUCGGAAAGACAAUGGU
Messenger RNA from Penicillium verhagenii, 1008 nucleotides. RefSeq names its product phosphotransferase family protein. NCBI's taxonomy places the organism in Eukaryota, Fungi, Ascomycota, Eurotiomycetes, Eurotiales, Aspergillaceae. The annotation marks the transcript as partial. The record is from RefSeq and is a predicted model, not a curated record. The transcript is spliced from 4 exons.